Octopus bimaculoides (California two-spot octopus) is the source of this 992-nucleotide messenger RNA. RefSeq lists its product as uncharacterized. Gene Ontology annotation, molecular function: metallopeptidase activity. NCBI's taxonomy places the organism in Eukaryota, Metazoa, Mollusca, Cephalopoda, Octopoda, Octopodidae. The record is from RefSeq and is a predicted model, not a curated record.
AGGUAAUAUUUUAAUAAAAACGCUAAGAGGCGACAAGCAUACCAUGUUCUUAACCAUCUCCUAAAAUGAUAGAAACAGGUAUUUUUGUGGCUACUUUUAUAGCAGUGGUGUCAUCUCUUGCACCACCUCCCCCAGAAGGCUAUGUGUACGUUCUGCCUCAACGUAAUCUCACAGAUAUCGGGAAGCGUACAUCUUUCCGUUAUAAUUACAUAACGCAGUCGGGGCAUUGCUAUCCAUAUAAACCAUCAGAUACAAGCAUCCCUAUCUCAGCGACAAAUAAUGUCAUUGACAAAGCUCUCACAGUUUCUUGCCACACGCUAGCCAAAAUAACAAAGAACAUGCCCCGGGAAGUUUUCGUGUCGACGAGCAAAUCAGAAGGAGUUGGAAUAUUUACUAUGGAUGAAACUCUUACUGUUUAUCCUCAAAAUUCAGCCCUUGCUGACAGACCAGAGUGUUACAAUCGAUGUGAUGGACAAUGCCGCAAUACUUGUACUUUUGAUGGUCGAAAAUAUGCAAUGGUUCCAGGAAUGACAAAUUCAAUUAGUUUAUCGAAUAUGGAAUCUGUACUCUGCAUGCCGAGAGAUAUUUACAGAGGCACAGAAAGUAUUUUGACUCAUGAAUUUGCUCAUCUUGUGCAUAUCUACAUGGAGCAAAAAUGGAAAGAUAAGAUCAAAGCAGCCUAUAACAAUGCCCGAAGUGGUCAAUUAUGGCGUAUGAACAGUUAUUCGAUGGCUAAUGAAUAUGAAUAUUUUGCUGUGGCUUCUGAGUCCUUUUUCCACAAUAUCAUACGAACAGAUACCAUCACGACAGGCGGCAUGAAUCUGUGUGGUGGAGCAAGAGUUUGUUCAAGUGAAAGAAUUGCUCGUGAGUUCUUGCGAAAACAUGAUCCGAUGGUGUAUGAAGUACUUAUUUAUGCAUACACAAACAAUCGCGUUGAUAUUAUGUCAAAUCUGAAAGCAUGUGAGAAAUAAAGCAAAAAUGAAUACUGAAAA